AUUGCUUGCAACAAGGUCAUACCAGCAGAAUUUGUAAGUUGAACCGAACAUGCUCAGUACCAGGAUGUCAGAGAAAACAUACAAAGUUUCUCCACUUAUUUCGGGAAAGCUUGUCACCUGAAAGAGGUACUCCGCAUCAAGAGAUAGAGAAUCAGCCUCAACCAAAUAAACAUUUGAUAUCAUCUUCCACUCAAACGCCAUUUGAUGAAAUCCAAACAGCUCAGAAUAGCUUCAUUGAUAAGUCGGUCACAGGGGCCGGUAGGUGUGUACUUCCCAUCGUUCCAGUUAGGGUAAGGGCACACAACGAGAGCCAGUCUGUUGAAACUUACGCACUCCUAGAUACUGGUUCUACCAGCACGUUUUGUACAGCAGCCCUAUCCAGACAACUUAAUGCAGUGGAAAGGAAGCAAAGUCUAAAUCUAUCAACACUUGGAAGAUCUAACAGCACAGUAGAUACAUCAGUUGUUAGCCUCAUAGUAGACACAGGCAAAGAUACAGAGAUAGUGAAGUUACCACGUGUAUAUACAAGAGAGUCAAUCAACGUCAAAGAAUCUCACAUCGCCAAGAUGGAAGACAUCAGAGGAUGGAACCACCUAGAAGGAAUCAACAUUCCUAUCGUCACACAACAUGAAGUUGGACUUUUGAUCGGACAAGAUGUGCCUGGAGCAUUGAUACCUAUAGAAAUUAGAGCAUCCGAGGAUGGACCUUAUGCUGUAAGAACCAAAUUAGGAUGGGCAGUAAGUGGUCCUGUCCAGCCCAAGAUGCCAGAAGACAUACACACAGCUACUACAAGCUUUGUUGGUAGCGACAUCAAACUGGAGGAUGGCAGACUUCAGAUAUUCAGGAAGAAUGAAAGCUCAGAAGUUCUUCAGAAGGACAAGGUUUCGUCCAUCAAUGUUAGUAAUGCGUCAGCUUUCCGGGAGAGUAGUGGUAAAAAGGAUGGAGUUCACAACCUAUCGCCAACGUCGUUUGAGAAGAAAACGCCAAAACUACCAGACGACAUUUUGACUGCAGAACAGCGUUUGCAGUCGUCACCCAAGAGAUUACUGAUAGAUGAUACACUUCAGAAGAAACACCAAGUGGACGUAGAACAUAUGCUAAGUAACUACUCUAUAAUGAAAGUUAAUAAGACAGAACAAUUAGAAGAUAUAACCUCAUUGUACUUACCUCACCAUUUAAUCAUAAGUCCACAAGUUAUUAGUGAUUGUGUGGCAAAGCAUAAUGAAGAAGCAUUACCUGACAAGGUUCCACAGGGGCCGGACCUGGCCAAUCUGCCCAGAGUGUCACCUGGUAAACCUUUAUUUGGCUACAUGUAUUUUGGAGUUGACAGUUUCACACCGUACAUUGUAAAACAAAGAAAUUCAGAAAAGGGAUACGGUUGAAUCUGUACACGUACAUGUUUGGUCAUAAAAAUUAUCUGAUACAUAUGUAUUUUGUUAGAGAAAAUAUUUGAAUUUAAGGCACUACAAAGAUAUAUUUCUCAUUGUGGUGAAAGUGUAAAAAUGUAGCAGGUGAGAUCCAAAAAGGACCAGUUCAGAAAUCGUAUUUUUGGAAAUAGCAGAAAGUUUAAAAUUAGUGAGUAAAAUUUUCUUUAUAUUGAAUUUGCUCUUAUAGAACAAUACAAGACGAUUAGUGUGGUACCAGGUCGAUUGAAAAUUGAUAAUUUGAUAGCACAGCAAAAGCAGGAAUUGCUAAUCAAGGAAAAGGAAUUUGCAUCAGUUAUCAAGAAUUGUUUUGAAAUGCUCAAAGGAAUGUUCAAAAAUUUGAAACCAAUCAUUCUCAUUGUUUCGAGAUGAAUGACUGUUAGAGUGGAGGACAUUUUCAAGCAGUUUAUCACGACGACAUUCAGCCAAGCAGCAAAUCAUUCUUAAAGAAUGGAAAGUUUAGAAACAUUCAAGACUUAAAACAAGACUAUAAUGAAUCAUGAGUUACAACAUGAACAGUUUGAAAUUGACGACAACAUGAAGAACUUUGAAUUUCAAGAUGAUGGACAUAAUAAGUUCCGAAAUUCAUUAAAACGUUUAUUAAAUUGUGGAUUGAAGAAAGACUAUAUAAAAGGGAUAUUUCAACUUGAUAAGAGACUAGUUAAUCUAGUAAAUGUAUCUCAUCCUCAGGAUGUAUUUUUUGUGUAUUUUGUGAUCUAAAAGGCAUAUUUGAUGAUCACAGUUGAUAAAGUAUGUUAUUCAAACAAGACUAUUCUUACAAAGGUGCCAGAUUUGAUGCAGAGAGUUUGAUAUUGUCAUUGCUGAUUAAGAGGAGACAAAAAACAGGUUCACUUUUGAGUUUAAACACCGACUCAAUUCAAGUGUUUUUGCAAGAAAAGAAUAGUUGGAAAUAUUCAAAGAGUUGUAAGGAUUGAAGAUACAUAACGUUAGAUUUAUACUUUGUGUAUAUACUGUAUGCUCAGCUAGAAUUUGAAUUUAAUCUGUGAAGACCCAGAAAAUGAUAUGAUAUUGUGUAAUAGGGAACACAAUGUUUGUAAAAAAUAAUAGGACAUAGAUGUUAAUUUAUGUUUUAAAGGGACAAUGUUUUAUAGAUGAUUGCAGGAAAAAGGCAAUUCAUUAUUUUCUUGAGCAUAACUGAAUGUCUCUAGGUCACAAGCAUUUAAAGUUUAUAUCAAAUUAUUUUCUAGACUGCCAUAUUGGAAAGGGUUGUCGAUUUCAAUUGUUGUCAAAGCCAAUUAUGUGUACUAAAGCAAAUAGUGCAUGUUAUUAUUUAUAUACAGGUACAUGCAAUUUAAAGGUAUUUGGAGUUUAGUGUAUUCUUACUUACCAGUCAGUUCAAAUGAUUAAAGGGAAGCAAGAUACAGUGUAAAUUUUAAUCGUGAAAGAAAAAAUUGAUAAAUGCUCCGUUGUGUCUAUGCAUUUAAGGGGCCGGAGUGUAAGAUUUAGAAAGUGUAUUUUUUCUUUGAAAUAUUUAACAUGACGUCAGAGACGUUAAUUGAGUUGUAGCAUCAUUUAUCUGGGUCGAUAGAGGGCGUUGGAAAUUUGCCUUGCCAAGAUCGACAAAGAUUUAAAGUUCAGCCCGUCGUGACUUUACAGUAGAAUUCAAGAUAAUCGGUACAAGUCCAAUGUUAUUGAACAUGCUCGAUGGUAUGCUCGAUGGUAUGCUAGAUGGUAUGCCCAGAUUGUAUACUUCAUGCAUCGUAUGAUAACUGGAAAUUCCGCGUCACCGAGUCUUUUGUUUGAGUACUGUCUACUGUCAAGUCACUAGUAGUUAUACGUCACAAAAAAGAUUGAACAUGCUCGAUGGUAUGCUCGAUGGUAUGCUAGAUGGUAUGCCCAGAUUGUAUACUUCAUGCAUCGUAUGAUAACUGGAAAUUCCGCGUCACCGAGUCUUUUGUUUGAGUACUGUCUACUGUCAAGUCACUAGUAGUUAUACGUCACAAAAAGUUCAAUAACAAUCGUCACCGUAAGAACAGUCGUCACCGUCAAGAACAGUCGCCAUGAGUGGAUCAUCUGAAAGUAUCAAGUCCGAGGACUCGGCCAGCCAAGGUGGUAAGAGUUCAACAGCGUCAUCGAGGAUAAAGACGAAGGCCAAGAAGGCAGCCCUGGCAGCAGAGCUAGCAUCCUUGAAGGAACAGCAUGAGUUAGAGCUUCAAGAAUUUCAUCUACAGCAAAAGAAGGCACAGUUUAUGUUAGAAACUAAGCUCAAAGUUGCAGCAGCAGAAGAGGCUGUAUAUGAACAAUUUGAUCAGCAUCCCAGUCAACUCGACAUUAAGAUAGAACCCACAAGUGAAGAACUUGGUCAACAGCAGCAGCCCAUUCAGCCACAGAUUCAGGCCAGCGAGCAUCGCAACAAUGUACGUCAGGAGAAUUUGGAAGACACAAUGCCAUACCCGCAGCACAACCAAGAUUUGUAUCAGUAUCAGCAAAUACAGGAUCGUUUGUUGGAAGCAAUAAGCCUGUCAAAUGUGGAAAUCAUGAAGUUUAACGGUAACCCUUUACACUAUCAUGAGUUCAUGGCAUGUUUUGAUAAUUUGAUAGGCUCGUCUACACUAGACAGAGGGACAAAGCUCAUGAAGUUGUAUCAGUGCUGUGAAGGGGAUGUAAAGAACAUCAUACAGUGUUGUAUGGUAAUGGAUCCAGUGCUAGGAUAUCAACGCGCCAGAGAAUUACUGAGAGAACGCUUUGGCAGUAGAUUUAAGAUAGGAGAAGCAUGGAUUGAACAGAUAACUAAUGGUUCAGCACUUCAUGCAAAUGAUAGAACUGGACUACGCAAGUUUGCUGACGAAUUACAGGUAUGUCUUGAGACUCUUAAGGCAUUGAAUCUGACAAAGGAAAUCAGCAGUAACAGAGAGCUGGUCAAACUGGCAGAAAGACUACCAUUUCAUCUCAAAGCUAGAUGGUUGAAAGUAGUGAGAGACAUUAGGCAAAGAGGUCGAUCUCCAGAUAUCACUGACAUGGUGAAGUUUGUAUCUGAUGCCGCCGAAGAAGUUAACGAUCCAGUCUUCGGUGAGCUGACUGCGACUUCUCCAAGAUCAGCAUCUAAACCAAGCUUCAACAAGCAACAUUCAAAGAGCAGCUACUCUACAGCAGUCACUGAUAAUUCAAGCUUUCCUAAGCCCAAGAAGUGCUUCAAGUGUUAUCAAGACCAUACCUUGUUUGGUUGUGACAGCUUUAAGUCUCUGACACCUGAUGAGAGAUUUAAAUUUGCACAAGAGAACAGACUAUGUUUCAAUUGCUUGCAACAAGGUCAUACCAGCAGAAUUUGUAAGUUGAACCGAACAUGCUCAGUACCAGGAUGUCAGAGAAAACAUACAAAGUUUCUCCACUUAUUUCGGGAAAGCUUGUCACCUGAAAGAGGUACUCCGCAUCAAGAGAUAGAGAAUCAGCCUCAACCAAAUAAACAUUUGAUAUCAUCUUCCACUCAAACGCCAUUUGAUGAAAUCCAAACAGCUCAGAAUAGCUUCAUUGAUAAGUCGGUCACAGGGGCCGGUAGGUGUGUACUUCCCAUCGUUCCAGUUAGGGUAAGGGCACACAACGAGAGCCAGUCUGUUGAAACUUACGCACUCCUAGAUACUGGUUCUACCAGCACGUUUUGUACAGCAGCCCUAUCCAGACAACUUAAUGCAGUGGAAAGGAAGCAAAGUCUAAAUCUAUCAACACUUGGAAGAUCUAACAGCACAGUAGAUACAUCAGUUGUUAGCCUCAUAGUAGACACAGGCAAAGAUACAGAGAUAGUGAAGUUACCACGUGUAUAUACAAGAGAGUCAAUCAACGUCAAAGAAUCUCACAUCGCCAAGAUGGAAGACAUCAGAGGAUGGAACCACCUAGAAGGAAUCAACAUUCCUAUCGUCACACAACAUGAAGUUGGACUUUUGAUCGGACAAGAUGUGCCUGGAGCAUUGAUACCUAUAGAAAUUAGAGCAUCCGAGGAUGGACCUUAUGCUGUAAGAACCAAAUUAGGAUGGGCAGUAAGUGGUCCUGUCCAGCCCAAGAUGCCAGAAGACAUACACACAGCUACUACAAGCUUUGUUGGUAGCGACAUCAAACUGGAGGAUGGCAGACUUCAGAUAUUCAGGAAGAAUGAAAGCUCAGAAGUUCUUCAGAAGGACAAGGUUUCGUCCAUCAAUGUUAGUAAUGCGUCAGCUUUCCGGGAGAGUAGUGGUAAAAAGGAUGGAGUUCACAACCUAUCGCCAACGUCGUUUGAGAAGAAAACGCCAAAACUACCAGACGACAUUUUGACUGCAGAACAGCGUUUGCAGUCGUCACCCAAGAGAUUACUGAUAGAUGAUACACUUCAGAAGAAACACCAAGUGGACGUAGAACAUAUGCUAAGUAACUACUCUAUAAUGAAAGUUAAUAAGACAGAACAAUUAGAAGAUAUAACCUCAUUGUACUUACCUCACCAUUUAAUCAUAAGUCCACAAGUUAUUAGUGAUUGUGUGGCAAAGCAUAAUGAAGAAGCAUUACCUGACAAGGUUCCACAGGGGCCGGACCUGGCCAAUCUGCCCAGAGUGUCACCUGGUAAACCUUUAUUUGGCUACAUGUAUUUUGGAGUUGACAGUUUCACACCGUACAUUGUAAAACAAAGAAAUUCAGAAAAGGGAUACGGUUGAAUCUGUACACGUACAUGUUUGGUCAUAAAAAUUAUCUGAUACAUAUGUAUUUUGUUAGAGAAAAUAUUUGAAUUUAAGGCACUACAAAGAUAUAUUUCUCAUUGUGGUGAAAGUGUAAAAAUGUAGCAGGUGAGAUCCAAAAAGGACCAGUUCAGAAAUCGUAUUUUUGGAAAUAGCAGAAAGUUUAAAAUUAGUGAGUAAAAUUUUCUUUAUAUUGAAUUUGCUCUUAUAGAACAAUACAAGACGAUUAGUGUGGUACCAGGUCGAUUGAAAAUUGAUAAUUUGAUAGCACAGCAAAAGCAGGAAUUGCUAAUCAAGGAAAAGGAAUUUGCAUCAGUUAUCAAGAAUUGUUUUGAAAUGCUCAAAGGAAUGUUCAAAAAUUUGAAACCAAUCAUUCUCAUUGUUUCGAGAUGAAUGACUGUUAGAGUGGAGGACAUUUUCAAGCAGUUUAUCACGACGACAUUCAGCCAAGCAGCAAAUCAUUCUUAAAGAAUGGAAAGUUUAGAAACAUUCAAGACUUAAAACAAGACUAUAAUGAAUCAUGAGUUACAACAUGAACAGUUUGAAAUUGACGACAACAUGAAGAACUUUGAAUUUCAAGAUGAUGGACAUAAUAAGUUCCGAAAUUCAUUAAAACGUUUAUUAAAUUGUGGAUUGAAGAAAGACUAUAUAAAAGGGAUAUUUCAACUUGAUAAGAGACUAGUUAAUCUAGUAAAUGUAUCUCAUCCUCAGGAUGUAUUUUUUGUGUAUUUUGUGAUCUAAAAGGCAUAUUUGAUGAUCACAGUUGAUAAAGUAUGUUAUUCAAACAAGACUAUUCUUACAAAGGUGCCAGAUUUGAUGCAGAGAGUUUGAUAUUGUCAUUGCUGAUUAAGAGGAGACAAAAAACAGGUUCACUUUUGAGUUUAAACACCGACUCAAUUCAAGUGUUUUUGCAAGAAAAGAAUAGUUGGAAAUAUUCAAAGAGUUGUAAGGAUUGAAGAUACAUAACGUUAGAUUUAUACUUUGUGUAUAUACUGUAUGCUCAGCUAGAAUUUGAAUUUAAUCUGUGAAGACCCAGAAAAUGAUAUGAUAUUGUGUAAUAGGGAACACAAUGUUUGUAAAAAAUAAUAGGACAUAGAUGUUAAUUUAUGUUUUAAAGGGACAAUGUUUUAUAGAUGAUUGCAGGAAAAAGGCAAUUCAUUAUUUUCUUGAGCAUAACUGAAUGUCUCUAGGUCACAAGCAUUUAAAGUUUAUAUCAAAUUAUUUUCUAGACUGCCAUAUUGGAAAGGGUUGUCGAUUUCAAUUGUUGUCAAAGCCAAUUAUGUGUACUAAAGCAAAUAGUGCAUGUUAUUAUUUAUAUACAGGUACAUGCAAUUUAAA
Molecule: messenger RNA, 7420 nt
Organism: Lytechinus pictus (painted urchin)
Lineage: Eukaryota; Metazoa; Echinodermata; Echinoidea; Temnopleuroida; Toxopneustidae
Exons: 3
Coding region: 3446-6061 (871 amino acids)
Source: RefSeq, a predicted model, not a curated record